Molecule: messenger RNA, 2113 nt
Organism: Carlito syrichta (Philippine tarsier)
Lineage: Eukaryota; Metazoa; Chordata; Mammalia; Primates; Tarsiidae
Gene: KCNIP4
Product: potassium voltage-gated channel interacting protein 4
Exons: 8
Coding region: 46-687 (213 amino acids)
Biological process (GO): regulation of potassium ion transmembrane transport
Cellular component (GO): voltage-gated potassium channel complex
Molecular function (GO): potassium channel regulator activity; calcium ion binding
Source: RefSeq, a predicted model, not a curated record
CUCUACGCUCAGAACAACACCAAGCGCAGCAUUAAAGAGCGUCUCAUGAAGCUCUUGCCCUGCUCAGCUGCCAAAACAUCGUCUCCUGCUAUUCAAAACAGCGUGGAAGAUGAACUGGAGAUGGCCACCGUCAGGCAUCGGCCUGAGGCCCUCGAGCUUCUGGAAGCCCAGAGCAAAUUUACCAAGAAAGAGCUUCAGAUUCUUUACAGAGGAUUUAAGAAUGAAUGCCCCAGCGGUGUUGUUAAUGAAGAAACCUUCAAAGAGAUUUACUCGCAGUUCUUUCCACAGGGAGACUCAACAACAUAUGCACAUUUUCUGUUCAAUGCAUUUGAUACGGACCACAAUGGAGCUGUGAGUUUCGAGGAUUUCAUCAAAGGUCUUUCUAUUUUGCUUCGGGGGACAGUACAAGAAAAACUCAACUGGGCAUUUAAUUUGUAUGACAUAAAUAAAGAUGGCUAUAUCACUAAAGAGGAAAUGCUUGACAUCAUGAAAGCAAUAUACGACAUGAUGGGUAAAUGCACAUAUCCUGUCCUCAAAGAAGAUGCUCCCAGACAACAUGUGGAAACAUUUUUCCAGAAAAUGGACAAAAAUAAAGAUGGGGUCGUUACCAUAGAUGAGUUCAUCGAAAGUUGCCAAAAAGAUGAAAACAUAAUGCGCUCCAUGCAGCUCUUUGAAAAUGUGAUUUAACUUGUGAAAUAGAUCCUCAAUCCAACACACAAUGUGAACUAUUCUACCACAUAAAGUUGGAGCUACCACUUUUAGCAUAGAUUGCUCAGCUUUACACUGAAGCAUAUUAUGCAAACAAGCUUUGUUUUAAUAUAAAGCCAUCCCCAAAAGAUUUGAGUUUCCCAGUUAUAAAUUUGCAUCCUUUUCAUGAUGUCACUGAGUUCAUGGGAUGUUCUAACUCAUUUCAUACUCUGUGAAUAUUCAAAAGUAAUAGAAUCUGGCAUAUAGUUUUACUGAUUCUUUAGCCAUGGGAUUAUUGAGGCUUUCCCAUAUCAGUGAUUUUAAAAUGUGUUUUUUGCUACUCAUUUGUAUGUAUUCAGUCUUAGGAUUUUAAAUGGUUUUCUAAAAUAUUGACAUCUGCAUUUAAUUUCCAGAUAUUAAUUUUCAUGUUUGUAUGUGUAAUUCCAUUUAUAUACUUUAAGUAAACAAAAUUACUAUGAUUAACACAUACACACACACACACACACACACACACACACAGUCUCAGUUUCUAUAGAUUUGCCACUUUCUGUUAGACAUUAAUUUAUCUGGCAUUUUAAAGUAACAUUUAACAAAUUAGUUUAUUACCAGAUAUCAGCAUAUGCCUAAUAAAGCUUAUUUUAAUAAGCAUUUCUUAAUUUUCCAUAAUACAUAUUAUAGCUAAGGCCUAUAUAAUAUGUAUAAUUUUGGAUCUGAUCAAUCUUACAGGCUGUUUUCUACUGUGUUAUUAAGUGGAAGUUCGAGAAGGUAUGAAACAAAACAAGUAUGUUUACAGACAUAUGCAAAGGUUCAGGAUCUGUCCUCCAGUCCACAGUAAUGCUUAAUAACAAGGACUCCUAACAGCUUCAAAGGCCAAUUCAGUUCCUUUCCCUGACUUCCUCACAGCAUGUUUUUAUUACAAGCCAUUCAGGGACAAAGAAACCUUGACUGCCCCCAAUGCCUACUAGGGACAAACAACAAGCAGAAUUCACUUUAAAGGCACCAGUGAUUCCAUUGAAAACUACUACCAAGAUUUAGUAGAAAAUGAAUGUAAGUGCUGAACAACUCAUCUGGAUUAUAGUAUGAUUCGUCAUUACUCCAACAAUUCAGAUUCUUUUUAAUGAUCUUGAGCAAAAACUAUAAGGUUGCCACAUACUAAACAUCUUCCCUGUUUUGUAGAAAUAUCACGAAGACCAAGAGGCUACAGUAGGAGGAAAUUAGCAACUGUCUUUGCAACAAUAAAUCAGGUAUCUAUUCUGGUGUAGAGAUAGGAUGUUGAAAGCUGCCCUGCUAUCACCAGUGUAGAAAUUAAGAGUAGUACAAUACAUGUACACUGAAAUUUGCCAUCGCGUGUUUGUGUAAACUCAAUGUGCACAUUUUGUAUUUCAAAAAGAAAAAAAUAAAAGCAAAUAAAAUGUUUAUAACUCUA